GAGGCGCAACCUGUGUCUGCGUGUGUGGCAGUAACCUAUUUUACCCAGUUUACAAACAAAUGUUUAAGCAAGUGUGCCCUUGAAUAGAAACGUGAAGAAUCUCCCAGCUUCAAACUGAGUCAUAUAGAUGGCCAUGACUGAAUGGACACAGAGAAAUGCAAAAACAAGACGGGUUAAUGCGCUGCUGAGCUGCUUCGCUGUCCUGUCAUUGGAAUGAAACUGAAACGUUAUCAUCGUAUGUGGACUCCGGACUUACCCUACAAGAGCAAGUUCAUCAACAUGCUUUCUCACUCUCCUGUGGAGUAACCAGGACUGGUAUACAGGAGGAAGCUUCUGUCUGUUAAUAUUGUGGAUGUAUGCCAGUUUUCAUUUUAAAUAACGCAUUCCGAUUUGGAUUUAAUGCAUUGCUGCGAUUUUAAUAUCCAUAAUAUUGACGAUCAUAGCCUGCAGUCCGAAUAGGGCAAGUGUGAGGUGGCCAUGAGGAGGCUAUACAUCAUGGCUGACCAUCUGGAGUGUCUCAGCUACACUUUGUACAGAAAUUCGUCCUUAUCCUAGCUUCUUAUCCUUACAUCACAAAACCCUAUAAACUGCCAAACAAGGGAAUAUAACCUUGGUAUCUCGCCAUCUUUGCAUCUCUCCCCCUCACUGCUUUCAAACCAAUGCUACAUUAUUUAUAUCAUGGGAUGCAUGAAAUCCAAGCACCGCGACCCCACUCAGAACUCCAGCUCAUCGGAGAAAGUGGAUGGCAAGCCAGGAAAGCAAGGAGAGAAAGCAGUUCUAGUUUUCUCAGAGAUUGGCUCCAUGGAGGACCCGGUACGGGUCAAUCCGGUGCUGCUGGACUAUGCCCAGAGACUCUCAGAGGAAAUUGUGGCCCGGGCAGUACAACAGUGGGCUGAGGUGGACAGCCGGUACAGUGACAUCCCCUACAUUGAGUGUGAUGUGCCAUAACAUUUCAACUGGAUGGAAUAAGAUUGGAUUGGCCUGGCUUACACUCCUCCUGUAUCUAAAGGAGAGCUUUCAGAUAGACAACUUCAGCCCAAUGGACUAAGAGCUGUUAUACCACAAGACUGCAUCUUUGGUUUAUCCUCAAAGCCCAGUGGUUUAAUUGGUCACAAUCAUCCCAACCAUGUUUAGUACAUACUUCAUCUUUUUGCCUUUAGUAUUUUCAUGUUCAUGUGGCUCAGCACAUCACACAGUACCUCAUUUUUACUUUCCAUCCAUCCAUUGGUUUUGGUCACAUUAGUGAAAUUUCAUUGGCAAAAAAGGUCCAUUGGCAAUAGUGUAGUUAUGACUUUCAAACCAAGAAUAUUUGUUGGUCAGCAGUGAGAAUUCAAGUGACCUACUUGAACCCAUAUCAAAAUCUGUGUGCAGAAAUCUUUCGCCCUUGAUGCAAAAUUCCUAUUGACAUGACUGGAUUUUGCCCGUGAAAAAUCAUUGAAAAAUGGUAAAUGUGACCACACAUUUAGAGAACGCCUGCUCAGGGGUUACGGUUUCUAUUUAAGGGGCUAAUGCUGGCUUCUAGGGAUCGAUAAGUGUACAUCACUGCUAAUUCUUUUGACAUGACAGCUCUGUCAACUGUAAUUCCUGUUACAAACAACCUUGUGGACACUGGCCAGAUGUUGUUUCUACAUGAUACAUGGAUUCUUAAAUUUAGAGGUUACAAAUCAUCCUGCAUUCUCAUGAUGCUAUGAAAGAAUACAUUCAAAAGAGAAGGAUUCCCAAAUUAAGCCAUUAGACAAUUUCGUUAAUAGAAGAUUUUCUUCUGUCCAGCUGAGAUAUGCAAUUCUUAAAGGCCAAGACAUUAUAAAAACAAACUUAGUGCUACCAGGUUGCCGAACCCCUCACUUGGAGACAAAAUUCAGACAGGGGACCAAACAUGCCAAUGUCAUUAAUGAUUGUUAAUACAAGCACAAUUACUCUUCUGGUAGUAUUUUAACAGCUGCUCACCAAUGCUUUUUAUUGAUGUGAUAUUGGCACUUCUGGGUCUUGUGCCAUGCUGUCAGGUAGCCAUAUACUCCCUUUAAUGAUCUCCAGGGCAAUACAGUGCAACAGUGGGGUUUUGGAAGUAAGUCACAUUUGUUUUCUCCACAGAGAAAUAGAUUUUUAGUGAUAAUAUAAAAAUCUUUUAAGACAGACCUACCAUGAGCUCUGAUGUGGUUAACUGAUGAUAUAAGCUUGAUCACGUCAGUGUGUUUUCAACCACAUAACUACUAAA
Molecule: messenger RNA, 2215 nt
Organism: Cyprinus carpio (common carp)
Lineage: Eukaryota; Metazoa; Chordata; Actinopteri; Cypriniformes; Cyprinidae
Product: small membrane A-kinase anchor protein
Exons: 2
Coding region: 679-948 (89 amino acids)
Molecular function (GO): protein kinase A regulatory subunit binding
Source: RefSeq, a predicted model, not a curated record